GAAGAAGCAGACGACUGUAACUUAGAGGAAAAGGAAGCGAACGUAAGAGAUGAAGGGUUCGACGGAGACGAAGUUCUUGCAGGAACUAGUGCUGUAUGCCGCCAGCGCCGCCCUCAGUUGCCUGGUGCUGUUCGCCGGCCUCAAACACCUCGAUCCUAAUCGAGAAUCUUCGAAGAAAGCCCUUGAACAGAAGAAAGAAAUCUCCAAGCGCUUAGGUCGCCCCCUUAUUCAUACAAAUCCCUACGAGGAUGUGAUUGCAUGCAACGUGAUAAACCCUGAUCACAUUGGCGUUGAAUUUGACUCCAUUGGAGGGCUGGAAACCAUCAAACAAUCACUUUAUGAACUGGUGAUAUUACCUCUACGUAGGCCUGAGCUUUUCUCCUAUGGAAAACUCCUCGGCCCCCAAAAAGGCGUUCUUUUAUAUGGCCCACCAGGUACAGGGAAAACCAUGCUUGCAAAAGCUAUUGCCAAAGAAUCUGGUGCUGUUUUCAUCAAUGUCAGAAUAUCAGAUCUCAUGAGCAAAUGGUUCGGAGAUGCACAAAAACUCGUUGCUGCAGUGUUUAGUUUGGCUUACAAACUCCAACCUGCUAUAAUAUUUAUCGAUGAGGUGGAUAGUUUUCUCGGUCAACGCCGGACUACAGACCAUGAAGCAUUGACCAAUAUGAAGACCGAGUUUAUGGCUUUAUGGGAUGGUUUCACUACAGAUCAUAAUGCUCGAGUGAUGGUUCUUGCUGCAACAAACCGGCCUUCCGAGCUGGAUGAAGCAAUACUGAGACGACUUCCACAGGCAUUUGAGAUUGGGAUACCUGAUCGCAAAGAAAGGGCUCAGAUAUUAAAGGUGGUUUUGAAAGGUGAAAGAGUAGAUGACCAAAUUAACCUCGACUCCAUAGCUGCAUUGUGUGAAGGUUACACCGGUUCAGAUCUUCUAGAGCUCUGCAAACAAGCUGCCUAUUUCCCCAUCAGGGAUCUUCUAGAUGAUGAGAAGAAAGGAAUUAAAACAAAUGGGCCAAGGGCAUUAUCACAAGCGGAUUUGGAGAAGGUGGUGCUUACAACAAAGAAGACAAGGGUUGCAGCAAGUGAGUAUAGUGGUUUGAGCAGCUCACAAUCAGAAGUGUGGUCAGUGCCAAGGGAAACGGAUGAUUAUCAAGCUGCCAUUAGUGAGCUUUCCAAGAUUGUUGUCUCGCAGAUUAUGAAUAUUAGAGCAGAAAACCAAGAUCGUGAUUGAAGAUCAAUUCAUAUUCUCUCUCAAUUUUGAUUAGUCAGGAUUUAUAUGUCGUAUUAUGGUAUGAUGUACAAUAUACUUAUGCGAAAAGUUAUCUUAUUACCACAUGCUUUUGGUUUUUGUUUAGUUUGAUUAUGUAACUUUCAGUGCUAAGUUAUUGUUUUUUUUUUUUUUCCUGAAUUCUGUAUCAGUUUUUUAAUGACAGAAU
Messenger RNA from Lactuca saligna, 1430 nucleotides. NCBI's taxonomy places the organism in Eukaryota, Viridiplantae, Streptophyta, Magnoliopsida, Asterales, Asteraceae. The record is from the annotation of a GenBank genome assembly.